GCUUCCUUGCAGCCAGUGGGGUUUCCGCACUCCAGCCAUAAGGCGGCCAAGGGAUGUUCAGUUACCCCGGGUGGCAUUGAAGUUUUUUGGGUGGAGUGGUGGGGUUUGCACAUGUAUCCGUUGUGAAUUGGAGCAGAUGGGGGAAAAAAUGCAACGGCAGUGUGUGUCAUGGGCGUUUUCGGCGGGAUUGUUUUUGAUGGUUUCUGUUGGUAAAUGUGAAACAGGCAAAGAGGAAGUGAGUGCUGCAAAAAGUUUGGUCUGGGGGCCGGGUCUGAGGGCUGAUGUUGUGCUGCCGGUUCGAUAUUUCUAUAUCCAGGCAGUUACCCACACAGAGGAAAAUGUCACCUAUUCUCCCGGAAGUAAUACAUUCAAUGUGGUGAUUAAAGUACUCUCCUCCAGAGAACAUGUCCGGCGCUAUGUACCAGCACCCUUGGAUCGAAAUGAUGGAACAUUUCUUAUGAGGUAUCGACUCUAUGGAACUGCCAGUGAAGGGCUAAAGAUUGAAAUAUUUCAUCAAGGUCAACAUGUAGGCCAGUCUCCAUAUAUUUUAAAAGGCCCAGUUUAUCAUGAAUACUGUUUCUGUCCAGAAGUGGAGCCCCAGAUAUGGAAAGAUACUGUAUCCUGCCCUGCAGAAGAGGAACAGAUUUCUAGGGACUUCAUUAAUUUUCCCAGUAUAGACCUCUCACUCCUCCUAGAAGAAGUACCAAACCGAUUUGGUGAUCGAGGAAUUGUUCAUUACACCAUUUUGAAUAAUCAGAUUUAUCGACGAACAAUGGGACGGUACACCGAUUUCAAAAUGUUUUCAGAUGAAAUGCUGCUUUCUUUAGCCAGGAAAGUUCGAUUGCCUGAUGUUGAAUUCUACGUAAAUGUUGGCGAUUGGCCACUAGAAACUCGCCAAAUGAAGGACAAUCCCUUGCCCAUCAUUUCUUGGUGUGGCUCUGAGGAUACCACAGAUAUUGUCCUUCCAACGUAUGACAUAACACGCUCUACAUUAGAAACUCUGCGUGGUGUUACAAAUGACCUCCUUUCCAUUCAAGGACAGACUGGUCCUGCCUGGGAAAAUAAAACUGAGCAAGCUUUUUGGAGAGGCAGGGACAGUCGAGAAGAAAGGUUGAAACUAGUGAGGAUCUCCAAAGAGCAUCCUGACCUUUUGGAUGCUGGAAUAACUGCCUAUUUCUUUUUUCGUGAAGAAGAAAAAGAACUCGGGAAAGCACAAUUGAUCAGUUUCUUUGACUUCUUUAAGUAUAAAUACCAAGUGAAUGUGGAUGGUACUGUGGCAGCUUACAGGUUCCCGUACCUUAUGUUGGGUGACAGCCUUGUGAUGAAGCAGGACUCUAAAUAUUACGAGCACUUCUACAGAUCUCUGAAGCCGUGGAAACAUUAUGUUCCGCUGAAGAGAGAUAUGAGUGAUGUUAUUGAGAAGAUUAAGUGGGUGAAGGAUAAUGAUGCUGAAGCACAGAAAAUUGCCAGAUCAGGACAAGCUCUAGCUAGAGAUCUCCUGCAACCUUCAAGUCUUUAUUGUUACUAUUACAUAGUCUUACAGGAGUAUGCCAAACGACAGACUACUAAGCCUGAAAUCCGCAAUGGAAUGGAGCAUGUUCUUCAGCCAACUGAUAAUGAGUCUUUCUGUAACUGCAAGAGAAUAGCCAAUAUCAAGGAAGAACUUUAACUGUUACCAGCAUCAUUGUCUUUGUUAAUUUUGUAUGCGUUACUUGAAAAAAAUCUCUCUUCCUUUCUUCAACUGUUUCCAGAAAGAGCCUGAAGUAACGUGCAUUUAGAUGUGAAUUAAAGUGUCACUUCCAGUAGCCAUUAUUCACCACACAUUUUCUUUUCCCCUCUAAACGUAAUGCUGCUUUUGUGUAUAAUGUUAAUUUUAUCCUCAUGGUGUCAAAUUGACUAUAUGAAAUGUGAACUUUAGAAAUUAAACUUGUAGCAGGAGUGAUGUGCUGAAGUUUGUAACUUAGAAUUAGUUUGUAGUUAAUCAAGCUGUAAUUCGCAAGUCAAGACACACCAAAUAUAUUUCACCUGAUUUUGUCAGUAAGCACAGUGCAAAAUGUUGCAUAUAGUCUAUCAGGGUUCAUCUGACUUGAUUCUUGAAUCAACCUGAUAUUUAUUACGGGACCAUUUUCAAACCAGUUUAUUUCAACACAGUCUCACUGUAUAGGUAUUAUAUUUAUAUAUACAGAUACUUUUUAAGACUUUUUUUGUAAAAUACAAUUCGAAUAUACUUUCUCAAAAUGUUUUAUUUUAAAAUAGUCAUUCCAGAUGUGUUGAAACUUUGUAAGAAAUAUUAAACUGUAUGUUGUAAAGUAAGAUAAUAUUCAAAGUAUAAAGAACUGGUAGAAUAAGUUGUGAUUCAAAGAUUAGAGGUUCCAGGACUGAUAUUGUCAUCCCUGGUGCAGUGUGGUUCAUUGAUUAUCAAACUCUCCACUAGAGAAAACAAACUGUUCACCUUUCAGGAAGGAAAUAAGUAAUACAAAUGAUUUAUCUAUUAAGUCUUAUGUUACAAAUUGGAAAUCACAUUGCACUGGUUAUAAAUGAUUCAUGGCAAAUUAGUUCAUAUUUUUUAGACAAGUACAGUUUUUCUUAGGUUCCUGGAUUCAUUCAGGGACUGUGAAAUAUAAACACAUGGCUGCAGCUAACACAUUCUUUUAAUCACAUCUAGUCCAUACUAGCUGUGAUCUGACCACAUUUCCAUGUUCCAAACAAUGUGGAGCAAUGAGCUAUACUAUGUUAGAUCAUCUUUGGACGUAUAUAUUUGAUUUAUGUAGACUAAGCUAGCAAAAAACUGGCUGUAAAUGGGACAGUUCCACUUAACACAUACUGAUUUAUUUUUUUCUUUUAUGGGAUGUGAGCAGUGCAUCCUUCCCAAGGUCAGCAUUCGUUGCUCAUCUAAUUGCUUUGGAGCAGAUAGAGGUGAACUGCUGCAUCAAAAUACUGCAGUCCAUCUCAUGGAGAUGGACAGUUCUGGGCUUUGACCCAACAACAGUGAAAGAUUGUCAGUUAUAGUUCCAGUUCAGAAAGCUGUGGCUUAGAGAGGAAUUUGUGGUAAGUGAUGUUCCCAUGUAUCUGCUGCCCUGUGCUUUUACAUGGUUGAGAUGGUCAGUUUGGAAGAUGCUAUCAAACAAACUUUAGUGAGUUUCUGCAGUACAUAUUGUAUAUGGUAUACACUGCUGCCACUAUGUUUUGGUAGGGUGAAUGUUUGGUGGUGUCCGUUAAUUGAGUUGGCUGGCUUGUGAUGCAGAGUGGUGCCAACAGAAAGGGUUCAAUCUCUGUACCACCUAAGAUUACUGUGAAGAACUUCUUCUCAGCCUUGACCCUAGCCUGAGGCAUGGUAACCCUCUGGUUAAAUGCUCCACCAGUUAUUUAUAUCUCAUAAGAAACAAUUUCAGUUUCAAACUUUAAAGUGGUGAUAGGGUGCCAUCAGUUACUGCUUUGUCUUGACUGGUGACGAGUUUUUCUGGAGUGUUGGAACUGCAUUUGUCCAGCCAAGUGGAGAGUAUUCUAUCACACUGACCUGUCCCUUGUUGGUGCACAGGUUUUGGAAGUGAGGAGGAAAUUACUUGCCACAAAAUUCACAGACCUGUCUUGUCAUGGUAUUUGUACGGGUCCAAGUUUUCAGAUCACUGGUAAUCUCGAGGACGAUAGUGCAAGAUUCAGUGAUGCUAAUGCUGUUAAAUGUCAAAAGGAGGUGGUUGAAUUCUGUAUUGUUGGAGAUGGAGUGGUGCUAAUGUUACUGUCACUUAUCAACCUCAAUAUUCUUUAGAUCUUGCUACAUGUGGACAUGGACUACUUUGGUAUCUGCAUAAAAGCAAAUGAUGCUGAACACUGCAAUGGUCAGUGAACACACCAAUCUGACUUUAAUGUGCCAAGUCUUUAAAAUGUGUUUGUAUGAAUUCCUUCCUUCCUUACUACUGUCACUGUACACGUCUGCAUUCUGGUCAUCAAUGAGGAAAUAAAACGUGGUUCUAUGAAGCUGAA
Messenger RNA from Hemiscyllium ocellatum (epaulette shark), 3981 nucleotides. It is a transcript of the gene poglut3, whose product is annotated as protein O-glucosyltransferase 3. The transcript has 8 exons. Gene Ontology annotation, cellular component: endomembrane system. NCBI's taxonomy places the organism in Eukaryota, Metazoa, Chordata, Chondrichthyes, Orectolobiformes, Hemiscylliidae. Bases 137 to 1669 code for a protein of 510 amino acids. The record is from RefSeq and is a predicted model, not a curated record. Gene Ontology annotation, molecular function: glucosyltransferase activity.